Oryza brachyantha (malo sina) is the source of this 3202-nucleotide messenger RNA. Its product is annotated as nucleophosmin-like. The coding region runs from base 74 to 1048 and encodes 324 amino acids. Lineage: Eukaryota; Viridiplantae; Streptophyta; Magnoliopsida; Poales; Poaceae. The transcript is spliced from 2 exons. The record is from RefSeq and is a predicted model, not a curated record.
AAAGCCAACCCUACCUGCGUCGCUUCCUCUCCCCCGUUCCCGUUCCCGUUCCCCGUUCCCAUUCCCAUUCCCCAUGGCCCCCAUCCUCCGCCGCUCCUCGCGGCGUCUUGCCGCCGAAGACGACGACGGCGGCGGCGAUGAGGUGGAGCAGCAACCCACCAUGAAGCAUCUUCCACUCGCGCGUCAAGGAGAACAGAGCUCCGACGACAUCGAGUCCUCCCCGGAUCUUGUGGGAAGGCCCGCCAAGACACCACCGCCUCGGCAGGAUCAGGAUGGGAGGGAGGUCUCCGGUUCCGGUGGCGCCGACAAGCCGCCGGAGCCAGCUCUGCAGGCCAAGAAGCCAUCCGAUGCUGCCCAGCGUAAGGACGAAGAGUCUGAUGCCGACGAAGAGUCUGAUUCCGAUGAUGCCGACGAAGAGUCUGAUUCCGAUGAUGAUUCCGAUGAAGACGAAGUGCCAGUGGAGCCAGUGCCGCAGACCAGGAACAUACCGCCAUCCGAUGGUGCCGAGCAUAAGGAUGAGGAGGCUGAUUCCGGUGAAAACGGGGAACCUCCUCUGGCCGGCGACCCUAAUGGUAAGAGGAAGGCGCCGCCACCUCAAGUCAGUGAAUCUCCUCCGCAGAAGAGGAUGGUGCUGCAGGCCAGCCAUGAGCAUAACAGUGUAACCACAGACACAGAGAAGCAAUUCAUGGACAAGUGUGCAUCCUACUUUUACCUUGGGAAGGAGGUUUCGGAUCUCAAUGAAGAGUACCCCGGCUUAUUUAAGCAGCCUUUCUUGGAGCUCGGAGAUGAUCAGGCCAGUGCAUUGGACGUUCGCGUCAAGAAAGUUAGUUUGGCUGAACUCCGAUUGUCUUUGCAGAGGCGGAACCUGGAGCAGAAGGUGAUAAAGUCAGUGUUAAAGUUGCUCAAGUGGUCACAGGGUAAAACUCAGGGCGUGACACCAUGUCCAUUUGUUGCAAAGGAGAUACAGAAUACACUUGAAAAGCCAAGUUUAUACUUUAGUGUUUCAAGAUGGCACCGAGCAGAGGGAAACAAGUCUAAUGGCCUAUGAAAUGUGGCAUAUAGGUCACUAUGUUUCCUGGAGAUUGUUGUUUUUGAUGGAUCAUACGGUAGAAUUUAAUGAAAGAUAUUGCACAUGUAUACAGGCUAUGAUCAUACUCCUUUCAUUUCAGUUGUCAUUUUUUUCUAACCAAAAUACUUGUCAUUCUCACAUUCCAAACCAUUUCUAGAGGUGAUCUUCCCUUCGUGCCAUUCAAAUGCACCCACAUUAUUACUACUUGACAGAUUACUAACUGAUUGUAAUGUAAUUAAUGAGGCAAACAAUUUUCCACACCUUCUUGGUUUGUGUGAGAUUUGCUAGGAUGACAAGUACAUUGAAACAAAGGGACUAAUUAGUUUGUUCUUGUUUUGUUGUAUUACCAUGAUGAUUGUUUCUGUCACAGUCAAUACCUGAAGUAUCAGUUUAGGGGGAAAAGAUAUGCUUCUAGGAGGGUAUAGGUUUAUGAUUGAAUUAAUGAACUUUAGGUUUGUGGCAUAGGUAAACUGUCAACAUGUUGUGUCAACUCAUUUAAAGUACAAUACUUUUUUGUGGAAAUGCUAACAUACCAUGCCUAUUAUAUUAACAUUUUCUAAAGUGAAUUGCCUAACCUCAGUCUACCUAGUGAUAGCUAGUAUUUGUUUGAGUUCUUGUAAGCCUGUUCAUUUCAUUAUCCUUAUUUGUUCUCUAUCUGUGAGGCAAGAUAGUUUUUAAUUUUGAAUUUUGAGCUUUACUGUUGGUUUUAGCUGCUUAACAUUUGGUGGUUGAAAGCAUUCUAUUGCUUUCUAUGCAUCACCAUGAUAUCAAUUGUCUGCCUGUUCAUGUAAUUUUAUACUCUUCUCUUUACAUAUGACACUCUCUUUCUGAUCCUUGUUAAUUUUAUGCGUGCAAACCUGAACUGAUGAAGAUGCAAGAUCCCUUUGGAAAUGUAGUUGUGGGUAGUUACUGAUUGGUACAUAAGAAGGCCUUGAGGAACUUCAUUGUGUAGUAUAAUGGAUUUAAUAAUUGCAAACUUUCUGGACAACUUGAACCUACUGGUUAUUAAAAGAUAUUGAAUGUUUUGAUCCCAUUUCCCAUAGUUCCCGUGUGUAAGUAAAGGAAUUAUGUUAUUUCAACAUAUGGGUGCUUAUUUGUUUGGAAGGUUUUUCUGUCCAAACAGUGUAAACCGAGUCUAUUGCUGCCAACACUUAGGUUGGGGAGCAUGUGGGCUGGCUUGUGGUGGACCUGUCCUGCGGUCCUGCCAUAAUUCUCCCUGUCUUUGUGUCUGGGAGAUCAACCAACAUCAAGCAUGUUGUUUUUAUAGAACAAAAAUAACAGAUAUUGCUCAUGUAUACUGGAUAUGCUUAUAACUGAUCUAUUCUUGUUUAGUUAUAGGAGAGCAUUAAAUUUUGGGGGGGAAAUAGAUCCUUCUAUGAGAGCAUACAUUUAUGUUUUGAGUUUGUUGCAUAGGUGAGCAGACCUCAUGAUGUAUCAAUUGAAUUUAAAAUGAAUUAAUUUUUUUUGGAAGUGCCAAGGCUCAUGAUAUUAGAUUUAGCGCCGUGAUUGCAUAAUUCUGUUUAUCUGGUGCUGGCUAGUAUUUGUUUGGAUUUUAUUUUUUGUCUAUUAAUUCUGUUAUCCUUAUUUGUUCUCAGGAUGUUUGUGAUGACCUGUUUUCUCUCACAGCACAGGUUUAUUUUGGAAUUUUUUUUAUCUUUCAUAUUAUUUUUGCCUGGUAACAUAUGGUAGUUAAAAGCAUUCCGUUGCUUUCUAUGCAAAACCAUGAUAUCAAUUGUCCGCUUAUAAUUCAUAUGGUUUUAGAUUCCUUUCUGUACACAUGAGGAUACAACAUUUACUUUUUAUCCUGGUUAAUUUUGUGUGUGCAAACUACUGAGCUGAUGGAAAUGCAAGGCUCCUUUUGAUUGGUGCAUAAGGCCCCCAGAAAGUAUGUUGUGUAGUAUAAACAAUUGCAAACUUUCUGGACAAUUUGGAACCACAGAUUCUGUUUUUAAUGCCUUGAUGCACUUAUUCCAUAUUUCCUUUCUGUUAUUUCUUUAGAAGUUUUCUCUAUUGCUGCAAACACUGAGUUGGCCUUUUUUGGUUUUGCAGUUGCCAACUCUAUUUCGGCUGUGUGCACUGGUGUUUCUUAGGGCAAUAUAGCCAAGCAAUUAUCUGACUUUAUUUGUGUUUUUU